CCGUUGCUUCGUAAAAGUUGUCGCAUCCAGCAAGACAGGAGAGGCAAAAUUGUGCUGGGAACCUCAAGACUCAUCCUCAGCUGCUCAGGCUCGGGGAGUCCUUGCUCAAGUCUUCGACCCACGCCGGGUGCUGCGGGCCCCUUGACAGAAUGACGGCUGAUACAGGCUUUGCGAUCAAAAUAAAAACAAAACCAAAGGCAAAGAAGGAAACAGAGAAGGCGAAAGACUGGCUUGGUCGGCCGUCCGCUGAAGGGAAUGCAGCCCAAGGACCGCCGCUCACACAGUCGGUGGUAUAUGUGGACGACGACGCCGCGUCGGUGUUGACGGCCAGUAUCACCCAGAGUAUCACCGAGAAGGCAAGAGAUGGUGGAGCGGUGACAGAGGGACGCCCGAGUGAAACGUUAGCAGGUUCAGAGGGCUCAACGGGAUCCAUAUCCGCAGAAGUCGCUGUGGAUCUCUCGCUCGUGUGCCUAUGCGGAAGAACCCUCAAAAGCAAAGGAGGGCUGACGAGACAUCAAAGGCACUGUGCUGCAGGGGCAAAGCUGCCUGAUGUGCCUUCAGAAAUACCCGCCAAUAUUGACGUCGAAUCCACUGACCCAGCAGCGGCGGACCUUCGACCAAACAAGAAGCGGAAAACGAAAAAGACGCCAGAACCCUCAGAAGACCCGCUCCCACCCGACUUCCCUACUUUCUUCGCCGACCUCGAGCAGCAAUUCCGAUGCCUCAACACCGUCCACUCCUUCUGCCAAGUGCAACGCCAGAUGGUAUGCACUCACGAAGGCCUCAAACGCUCCGUCAAGCGUCUCAGCGGUCGCAAACUCACAUUAGCCGACCUCGGCGCCAUGCGAGCCAUUGCGCCCCCACUGAUGACUCUCUACUGGGCUGAGCGGCAGGAACUGGAGGACGGCACGAUCCGCGAGAUGAUCGAUCCAGACGACCCGGACAACUCGACGUACCUCCUCGUCAUCGAGUUCACGGACGCGCGGCCGGUGAGGGUGUAUGGCAAACGCAAGCUGGUGGACACGGGGGGUCAUCAGAUUGGGUGGAAGUCGGUAUCGCUGAAUGAGCAGACGGCGGCGUCGGGGAAGAGUCAUGCGGUGCCGACGUUGGUGGACAGGCGUAAUCGGAACUUUCGCGAGUUUAUGAUGAAUUUUGUUGGGAUGUGCUUGGAGGAGAAAACCGACCCCGUAGAAAAAGUCCGCGACCUCGCCCUCGGCGCCGUCCCCACCGAGCCCAACCAGCUGCACUACACCAACACCGCGUUCCCCGACUCCAACCUCCCCUCCGACCUCCCCGCCGUCCCCACCAGCCUCGUCGCUCUCAUCGAGGACCUCAAGAAGGAGCCCUUCUACGACGGCCAGAUCGUCGACAACGGGCUGGUGGUGCAACCUCAUCGAGAGGCGGAGUAUGAGGACUCGAACAACCCGCUUUCAGACGAGAUUGCGCACGCGCUUCGUGAGGCGAGCGGGAUUGAGCGGCUUUAUACACAUCAGGCGCAAGCUAUCAAUGCGGUGGAGGAGGGGUUCAAUAUCAUUGUUAGCACGUCAACAUCGAGCGGAAAGUCAUUAAUCUACCAACUCCCCGUCCUCCGCGCCCUCGAACGCGACCCCAACGUUCGCGCCAUGUUCAUCUUCCCCACCAAGGCCCUGGCCCAAGACCAGAAACGCGCCCUACUCGCCAUCCUCACCCACUGUCCGCACCUCCAACACGUGCUCGUCGACACCUACGACGGCGACACGUCCCUGAGCGACGGCUCGCGCGGGCAUAUCCGUGAGAAUGCGAAUGUCAUUUUCACGAACCCGGAUAUGCUGCAUGUGGCAAUUUUGCCGGGGCAUAAGCAGUGGAAAGGGUGGUUGGAGAAUUUGAGGUUUGUUAUUGUGGAUGAGCUGCAUUAUUAUUCGGGGACGUUUGGGUGCCAUGCGGCCAUGGUGAUGCGGCGGUUGAGACGGCUUUGCCAUACCUAUGCAAAUGAUGACACGAAGUUCAUCAGUUGCUCUGCUACGGUGGCCAAUCCCGAAGAGCACAUGAGCCAAUUCUUCGGACUCGCCCCGGCCUCCAUCCGCGUGAUCUCCGCCGACGGCUCGCCCACCGGCCGCAAACUGCACAUCAUCUGGAACCCGCCUCUCAAAACCCCCUCACUUCCCAGCCAAGGCCGCCGCAGCGCCCUCGACGACACGGUCAAACUCCUAGCGCACCUAAUCCACCACGGCGUGCGCACAAUCUGCUUCGCGCGCGUCCGCCGCAUGUGCGAGAUCCUCCUCAAAGAACUCCACACCCACCUCCGCGAACACCUCCCCCACCUCAUCCCAAAAGCCAUGUCCUACCGCGGCGGCUACAACCCCGCCGACCGCCGCCUCAUCGAACAAAAGAUGUUCAACGGCGAACUCCUUUGCAUCGUCGCCACCAACGCCCUCGAACUCGGCGUCGAUAUCGGCUCCCUCGACGCCGUCCUCCAUCUCGGGUUCCCCUUCAACCUCGCCUCCUACCGGCAGCAGUCCGGCCGCGCGGGCAGGAGGGAACGGGAUAGUAUGAGCGUGAUGGUGUGUGAUGGGGAUUCGCCGCUGGAUCAGUUUUACGCUUCCCGCCCGGAUGAGUUGUUUGGCGCGGAGGUGGAGACUAGUGGUGUGGAUUUGGGAAACGAGUUGGUGGUGGAUGCGCAUUUGCAGUGUGCGGCGUGGGAGUGGCCGUUGGCGAAGGGGGCGGACAUGGGCUUUUUGGGCGACCUGGGGGUGGUGGAGUCGCUUUGUGGACGGUAUUUGAGGUGGGAUGAUACAUUCAAGGUAUUCUUCCCCCACGCGAAAUACACCUCCCACCCAUCCCGCCAGAUCUCCCUCCGCAGCAUCGACGAGGACCAUUAUCGCGUGAUUGACGUGACGACGCAUCGGGAUAUCGAGGAUGUGGAGAUGUCGAGGGUGCCGUUCACGCUUUACGAAGGCUCGGUGUUCAUCCAACAAGGCCGGUCCUACAUCGUAUUCGAAGUCGACGCGGACAAGAAACUGGCCAAAGUCCGCCCAACGACGGUGGACUAUGUGACUGCUAAUAGGGAUUUCACGGACGUUGAUCCGAUUCAGAUCUUGGAGACGCGGGAGGUGGUUGUUGUUGCGGGGGCGGAAGUCUCAUCUGCCACAGCAGCUGAUGCUGCAGAGGCCGAGACCCCACCGCAUGAAGUGACUCAGCCCCCGCCCCCGAUCGCAAAUUACGGCCUCCUCCGCCUCCAAACCACCGUCUUCGGCUACUUCAAGCUCAACCCGCGGACCAAACAAAUCCUCGAAGCCGUCGACGGGCUCGAAAACCCGCCCAUCACAAAACACCGCGCGGGGUUCUGGGUUGACGUUCCCCACCCCGCCGUCACUUCUUUGAAGGAACGGGGGAUCAAUGUCGAGUUUAGCGUCCACGCCGCCGCUCACGCGUUGUUGGGGUUGCUGCCCACGUGUGUUGUGAUACCGACCACGGGACAGACGGAUAUCAGGACGGAUUGUAAGCAUCCGCGCGCGGGGCGGUUCAGGGUGCCCCGGAUCAUCAUCUACGACUCGUCGUCGGCUGUUCCUACCACUCAUGACGGAAUGAGGACACCGACGACGACAGGUGGCGGGUUGGUGUAUAAGGCGUUCAGACAUAUUCCGGAAUUGUUGAGGCGCGCGUGGGUGGUUGUGAGGGAGUGUCCAUGUGAGGACGGGUGUCCGGGGUGUGUGCAUAGGGCGGGGUGUAAGGAGGGGAAUGGGGCGUUGAGUAAAAAAGGCGCGGGGGUGGUGUUGGGGGCGUUUUGUGGUGAAGUUUCUCGAUAGUUUUUUGAUGGCCCGAUGUCAUUGGACACGACGCGAGAUCCCAGCAUGGACGCCGCCCGGUGCGAAUUGUAAAUACACGCGAACUUUUUUUGGUUUCAAUGCACCGCGAUAAGGUGUGAUUGGAGCAUGAAU
Messenger RNA from Fimicolochytrium jonesii, 3917 nucleotides. RefSeq lists its product as uncharacterized. Lineage: Eukaryota; Fungi; Chytridiomycota; Chytridiomycetes; Spizellomycetales; Powellomycetaceae. The coding region runs from base 150 to 3785 and encodes 1211 amino acids. The transcript has 8 exons. The record is from RefSeq and is a predicted model, not a curated record. Gene Ontology annotation, molecular function: nucleic acid binding; ATP binding.